Messenger RNA from Pygocentrus nattereri (red-bellied piranha), 1893 nucleotides. RefSeq names its product transmembrane protein 236. The transcript is spliced from 4 exons. Bases 1 to 1248 code for a protein of 415 amino acids. Lineage: Eukaryota; Metazoa; Chordata; Actinopteri; Characiformes; Serrasalmidae. The record is from RefSeq and is a predicted model, not a curated record.
AUGGGCUCAGGGAGCAGGUUGAAGUUUGCAGUUUGCGAGGUGCUGCAGUUCGCCGCCUUCUGCGUCCCGCUCUUCAUCGUGAUGCAACGCUUCGCCCUCAUCUUGGCACGAGUGAAGAGCCAGGCGCAGCCCUCCGGUGGAGAUUCCACCACUGCCUACUGGUUGAUUGUGGCCUCAUCUGUGGCCUAUGUGACAACCAUGGCAAUGCUGGUGUGGCUGCCCAUGAAGUACAUGGUGUUCAUGAAGAAGAAAGCCCUGGUUGGGAGGAAGAAGUGGAGACCUGUUGCUCUGGCCUAUGUGCUGCUCUCCACACUGCCAUCAUUUGCAUUCCUAAUAGCAAGCUCUGAGGUGCAAAUUAGAAAUGAUGUGCGAUUGGAUACGUUCAAUGAGUUACCAGUGUCUCUGGUGCUCUUCUCUCUCAUCUGCAUAGAUAUUGUGGAAAGGAUUCGCCACUGCAGGCUCACAGGCCAGGCAAAUGAACUGGCUCGGGACGCAGACAUCCCAACCCUUACCCACGUAGAGACAGUGACCCCAAUAGUCACCACAGCCACUGGGCCAUCUCCUGCAGCAACCAAUGCCAGCACGGGCACACAGAAUGGAGCAGGGGCCGCUAAUGGGGCCAUUCCACGGUUGCCUGGAACUGCCACAGUUGCGGGUUUACCAGCCAAUGGGGUCGUUCCAGGGUUGUCGAGCGGUGGGGCAAUUCAAGGGUUGCCAGGCAACACGACAGUCCCAGGGAUGCCCAACAAUGUAGCAGUACCGUUACUGCCAGGUAACGGCCAGGGGCAGCCAUACGCUAUCGCAGGGAUUUGUCCGCGCACUGGCCUACCCAUAAGAAAUUUUUCAUAUGCCCCUCCAUACACCGGACCACUCCGCUUUCUACUGGCAAGCGAUGCACGCGCUGACGUGUUUGCCGACAGCUUCCUGUUCUGGUUGGACACGGCAGAAAUGGUACGAGUGGCAAAUCACACCCCAGUCUAUUUCUCAGGCUGGGCUUUACCAGUCUACCUCUUCAGCUUUGUUUCGAUGCUGCGAUUGGUUCUCAUGCCUCACAGUCCCCUCCUCUCCCCUCUGGGUGUAGCUUUGCAGGACCUCCCCUUUCUUUUUCUAAGGGUGGCACUCAUAGCCAUUUUUGGGUUUGUCACGCCGGUCCUCUUUGUAAUGAAGAACUUACUGGUCUGCUUGGCCUACAUUUACUUUAACUUCAUGACCAAGCUGAAAAUCUUCAACACUGAGAGAAUGUUCUGACAGAACCCAUGAAUAAGUUUACAGUGAGAUGAACUGUUGAGGAACACAGGAUUAUGAAUAAUAUAGCCAGUCUGAGCUGCUAUGCGGACAUUAAUGACGCAACCGAUGAGGAAUGGAGCAGGUUUCCAAAUCAUUACGUUUGAAGAUGAGUUUCAAUAAGGAGACGCAUUUUCUUGAAAAACAAGUCAACCAGGAAAUAUUCCCUGAAUAUAUUUUCCACAAAAGAUAGAGAUGGUUUGAUUAGGGAAAUUGUGCAAAAGUUAGCUAAUGCCAAAAGAGCUACUUCAGUGAGUGAUGAGAUUUGGAACCUGGGCUGCUGCACUUUGACCAAAGUUUGAUGUUUAAAGGAAUGUUAAAGUGAUUCCUUGUUGUUUAUAAGUUAUCUGACUUCUUAACUAGCUUUAAUGUUUUUUACAUGCUCACGCACAUGUAUACACACUUUAAUCUUAAAUCACACGUGUCCCCUUAUCUUUAAACUGUGCAUAAUUACUUAUGUCUUACUUGAUUUAAUACACAACAGUGUGAUUUAUUUUUUUACUUUUUUCCCCCUGAUGCUGGUUUCAUUUGGUUCAACCUACAAACACAAAAGGGGUCAUUUUCUCUGUGAAUUUUCUUUUCUGUGAAAGAGGAAAUAAAAAUGGGAAA